AUGGCGCUGGACCAACCCAGCGGUUACGUUGCUCCGAGCAAUCUAUCAGAGCUCCCCGAACCCUCACUCCCCAUCUUCGAUGUCCAACGAGUCCAGCUUCAGUUCUCCGUAGCGGCGGACUUUGUCGCCGCGCAAGUCGCCAACAAUGUCCUUAUCCUUGCGUUGGCAACCGGCAGGAUAUUGCGGAUCGACCUGGACAGUCCGGAAGACAUCGACGACAUCGAUCUCCCGAAGAAGUCUUCUGAGAUCGGAUUAAUUCGUCGCUUGUUCCUCGAUCCAUCGGCCUCCCAUCUGAUCAUCACCACCACUCUGGGGGAGAACUAUUACCUCCACACCCAGUCGCGUCAACCCAAAGCACUAUCGCGGCUGAAGGGCGUUUCGAUUGAGUGCAUUGCAUGGAAUCCAUCCUUGCCGACCGCAUCGACACGGGAGAUUUUGAUCGGGGCGACCGAUGGACAUGUCUACGAGGUCUAUAUCGAACCGUCUACCGAGUUCUAUCGCCGCGAGGAGAGAUAUGUCAACACAGUUUACCGAGUCCCGGACGCAUCGGUCACGGGAAUCUUUGCCGACUCGAUAUCGGGCAAACCUGACCAGAGACGGGUGCUCCUGGCGACGCCUACCAAACUCCUCCUGUUUUCAGGCCACAUAGGGCGACAUGGGAAGGAAAGUGGAGGCUCAGUAUAUGCUGAGCUGUUUCAGCGAAGCACACCUGCGGUCUAUGAAAUACCCAAAGCGACCAAAUCCGCACCCUCCACCUUGGCCAUCUCACCGAACCCUUCUGAGGACCAUCAUAUAGAAGGACAGUCGUUGGAAAGGCGGUUCGCGUGGCUCUCCUCUCAGGGCGUAUUCCAUGGCUCGCUAGAACACUCCCCUUCUGAGACAGGUCGGCCAUUCGACAAUGCGAAGAUGCUGCCCCGCUCGCUUUUCCCAGCAACUGAAUCUGCUCGGGGUGGCAGGAAGCUGAUCCAGGAUCCGAUCACAGCCAUGACGCUUUCACAAUGGCAUGUUCUAACCUUGGUCGAAGGACGAGUCGUAGCUGUGAAUGAGCUCAGCGCAGAGAUUGUGUACGAUCAGCCGGUGCUUGAGCCAGGGCAAAGUACCCUGGGACUCCUCACAGAUCGGACGAAGAAUACGUUCUGGCUUUUCACCCCUCAGGAGAUUUUCGAAAUUGUUGCUCAUGAUGAAGACCGCGAUCUUUGGAAAAUCUUUCUCAAGGAGCAGAAGUUCGAUGACGCCCUUCGAUAUGCACAUGGAGCGGCGCAAAAAGACGCCAUCGCCACUGCUUCUGGCGACUAUCUGGUCAGCAAGGGCAAUUAUCUCGAAGCAGCCGCGGUGUGGGGGAAGAGUAGCAAAGGCUUUGAGGAAGUUUGUUUGACCUUCAUCGACCGUGGGGAACACGACGCUCUGCGGAAAUACCUCCUCACCCAGCUUGCAACCUGUAAAAAGUCAUCCACCAUGCAGCGAGUGAUGAUAGCGAGCUGGCUCGUGGAGGUCUUCAUGGCAAAGCUGAACUCCCUUGAUGACACGAUCGCCACUAAGGCAGAGUUGGCGGAAGGCGUGAGUGCAGGGGAAUCAAAGGAGCAGCUCAAAAGCGUCCGGGCCGAGUUUCAGGAUUUUGUCACCAAGUACAAAUCCGAUCUGGACCAGAAAACUGUCUACGACAUUAUCAGCAGCCAUGGCCGAGAGGAAGAGCUGCUCUUCUUUGCGACGGCGACAAAUGAUUACAAUUAUGUCCUAUCUUACUGGAUUCAACGGGAGAAGUGGUCCGAGGCAUUGAACGUCUUGCAGAAGCAGAGCAAUCCGGAAGUGUUCUACAAGUACAGCAGCGUUCUCAUGGUGCAUGCGUCCACGGGCCUUGUGGACAUCCUGAUGCGGCAGACGAAUCUCGAUCCCGAGAAAUUGAUACCGGCGCUUCUCAGCUAUAACAAGACGGCCAAAGUUCCCCUCAGUCAGAACCAAGCCGUGCGAUACCUCAACUUCAUCAUCGCGAACCAUCCCCGUCCCGCUGCGGCCGUCCACAACACCUUAAUCUCGAUUUAUGCAUCGAGUCCUUCAUCAUCAGAAGCGGCAUUGCUGACGUAUCUCGAAUCGCAACCGUCAAAUCCACCACCGUACGAUGCCGACUUUGCGUUGCGCCUGUGCAUUCAGCAUGAGCGUGUCCAAUCGUGCAUCCACAUCUAUAGCGCGAUGGGCCAAUACCAGCAGGCCGUUGAAUUGGCCCUGAAAUACAAUGACAUCGAGCUCGCGGCCAUUGUUGCAGACAGGCCCGAAGGGAACGACAAGCUGCGGAAGAAACUGUGGCUUCUCGUCGCGGAGAAGAAGAUCCGACAACCGGGGACGGGCAUCAAAGACGCGAUCGAAUUCCUCCGCCGGUGCGAACUGCUCCGCAUCGAAGAUCUGAUCCCGUUCUUCCCGGACUUUGUCGUCAUCGACGACUUCAAGGACGAGAUCUGCAACGCCCUGGAGGACUACUCGCGACACAUUGACGCCCUGCGGCAGGAGAUGGACAAUUCGGCGCAGACGGCCAGCCAGAUCCGCGCGGAGAUCGCGGCGCUGGACACGCGGUACGCGAUCGUCGAACCGGGCGAGAAAUGCUGGCUGUGCUCACUGCCCGUGCUGAGCCGGCAAUUCUUCGUGUUUCCCUGCCAGCACGCCUUCCACAGCGACUGUCUGGGGAAGGAAGUCCUCGAGGGCGCGGGGGGGAAGAAGCGAUAUAUCCGGGAUCUCCAGGCGCAGCUGAACAAGGGGGACAUAACGAUGUCGCGAAGAGAGAAGAUCAUCAAGGAGCUAGAUGCGUUGAUUGCGGAGGCUUGUGUCCUCUGCGGCGACCAUGGCAUCAAGCAAAUCGACAAGCCUUUCAUUUCUGAAUCUGACAACACGGAUGAAUGGGCAAUAUAA
This is a messenger RNA of Rasamsonia emersonii CBS 393.64, 2898 nucleotides long. Its product is annotated as Vacuolar protein sorting protein DigA. NCBI's taxonomy places the organism in Eukaryota, Fungi, Ascomycota, Eurotiomycetes, Eurotiales, Trichocomaceae. The coding region runs from base 1 to 2898 and encodes 965 amino acids. Gene Ontology annotation, cellular component: HOPS complex; endosome. Gene Ontology annotation, molecular function: protein-macromolecule adaptor activity. The record is from RefSeq and is a predicted model, not a curated record. The transcript has 3 exons. Gene Ontology annotation, biological process: vesicle-mediated transport; organelle fusion; vacuole organization.